AUCAAAAACUGAAUUGACUAAUGUGCCUUUGAAGCUUUUUGGACACCUUUCAAUUUUUAUCCAAAAUCUCAGCCGAAUAGUUCGAAAAAAAUUUUUGAAAAAAACUUUGACGGCGAAAACUGCAAAAUACGAGUGCAUUUCCUUGGUUUUCGCUACCUGUUUCAGAAAAAUUAAUUAUCACAACAACGAAACAAUAUUUUGCAAAAACUCAUCCGUAAGUUUUUUCAUGCCGCUAUGGCGAAUGUAACCGUGCAAAAUAUUGGCUUCAUCUCUAUUUUAAAAGAAAGAGUUGAUUCCUUCGACAGACACCGAUGAGGUAUUCCACUAUGGGCGAAAAAUCUAAAUUUUUUAUGGUCAUAUAAUAUUUGAAUGGCAUUGAAACUAUUUUUUCUAGAUGGAGUUUUUCAUGUAGAAUUAGAGGAAAAGCUUUCAAAGCUCUAAAACUUACUGGGUUUAAGAUUUACGUUCAGUUUUUAAAAUGUAGACCGUUUUUUAAAAUCUUAAAUUUUAAUUUUUUUAAAAUGUUCAAUCCUCAGAAAUUUGUUGGAAGGCUAAAACACACAUAUUCUGAUUCAUCUCGAUCAGCUCUAUCGAUCCAUGUAAAAAUAUCGAAAACUAAAAUGCGCUCAAAUUUUGAAUUUCCGAUGCCUUAAGUAUAAAGAUUUUUAUUUGAAGCAACAAAAAACCUCAAUUUAUCUAUCGCUCAAACGAUUUCACGCAUAUUUUUUGUUUAAACUCAAAAAAUUGAUUUAGUUUUGACUUAGUUGUUAAUCAAAUUUUUUUCCUAAACGUUUACUUAUAAUUCAACUGACACCACUAUGUCUAGAAGCAGUUUUCUCCCGAUAAUAAAUAAAUCAUAAGAAUUCCUCAUGUGUGAGAUGAGAGAGUUAUCUUUUACUACUUUUCCUUUUAGUAAUACUUUAUUUUGAAAAAAAUUUCUAUUUUUUCUGUUAUCAGUUUCCUGAAUCUUCUGAUAAGGCAGAUGAACAACCUAUUCGAAUUAAAAUAACAUCGAGUACAUCUCAAAACGAACAUGACAGCACCACUACAAGAUGCAAAGACACUCUGUUGAAAACUGAAACAGCUUCUGAUUUACUUGGCGCCAACAUCAAAAAAGCGUUCAAGUGUGUGAUUGAAAAACAUCAUGAAAUUCAAAUGGAUCAGUCCGAUUUGAAAAUACUAUUGAAACAAAAGGAAUUGCGUGAAACAGCGAAGUCAGUCAAAUUUACCAAGCGUGACUUCAAGGUGGCCAAAGUAAUGGCUAAGAAUAUUAAACAAAUCAAUAAGUACUGUUCUAUUCGAUUCAAAAACAACAGAUUUUCUGAAUCAGUUAUUCGUAAUCGAGGAAACGUAUUAUUAACAAGCGGUGGCUUUUGUUCUUUCAAAAUGUGUCCUUUUAAGUUUGUUGUUCAUGUAAAAGAAAAUGGAGAAAUGAUUAUGGAUUGCACAGGAGCCAUUAUACACACAGGAACUGCAUUUCACGCUAGACCAAUACGUCGGGAUGAGCGUCAAGUAUUACAUGAUGAAUUAGCUAUGAGUGCCAGCGCAACUGGAAUGUUUAAUAAAAAGUUGUUAGCCACACCACAAGAUGUUCUGAGCGCUCGUAAUUUGGAUGAUGUAGGAAAAAAUCCAAAUCUCUACCACAAAAUAGCAUCAUACAAUCAUAAAGAAGCACUGUGUCUUUUUUUUAUUUGA
Didymodactylos carnosus is the source of this 1695-nucleotide messenger RNA. The record is from the annotation of a GenBank genome assembly. Lineage: Eukaryota; Metazoa; Rotifera; Eurotatoria; Philodinida; Philodinidae.